AUGGGUGCUACAAAAAUGUUCCUAUACAUAACUUUUCUAGUUCUUUUACUUUCUGUAACUUGUUUUGCACGACCAAUGACACGAAGUCAAGAGCAACAGUUUUAUAUUCGUCAAUUGCUCGAUUUCUUAUUCGAUCAAAAACGUGAUGAUGGAAGUUAUGGACAAAAUUCUGGUGGCCCUGUUGCUAGUAUUGACGGUUAA
Molecule: messenger RNA, 201 nt
Organism: Rotaria sp. Silwood2
Lineage: Eukaryota; Metazoa; Rotifera; Eurotatoria; Philodinida; Philodinidae
Source: the annotation of a GenBank genome assembly